CAUCACCAUCAUAAUCGUCGUCGUCUCAGUUUCAGCCAAAACAUCCCCAAAUCCACAGUGGCAUCCUCAUCCUUCACCUCCCGACCUAAGGUACUCUUCUGUCUUUUUUCCCCCUCGUCUCCAUCAUCUUUAACCUCGACCUCUCCUUGAGGAGAAUCACUAUCUGCUUAUUGUUAGCCCAAGAGGAUUCUCGCAGUGGCAACCAGUCUCAAGUAAUCCCUGUGGCGUUUGUUGGCGCAGUUACUUGCAUUAUCAUAUUACGGCAUCCUAGAAAGCGCAACUUGUUGCAGGUGGACCGUGACUGACUGACCGGAACUUGGACCAAAGCACCACCACACCAUCUCCGCGACCUACAUACAUCCUUUUAUUGCUCACCACAACACGCACACACCAUAGUCCUCGAAUGCGUGUUGCUUUUCCCGUCGCAUUGUUCUCGGUCAUCGAAUCCUUCACUUCUAAUGACCCUCGUCCUCGCUUCGCCUUGACCCCGCCGCCUUUUUGGUCGUGCACAGAUACGAUCCCCUCCAGUCCACCCUAGUCAACGGAUGCGGUACCAGUCUUGCUAUUGAUGCACACGGCCUGACCGCAUGAAUUCUGCCUGCGGUUCCUAACAAAAACGCCAUUCACGAAACCGUUUAUUGCCCAAGUCUGCCACCAUGGCGGACACCGAAAAAGCCAUUGAUGAUAUCUACAAAAAGAUCGAGCGAGAAAAGACGCUAAUCACAGCCGCGACGCACAUGCGACAGUCGACAAACAAUGCUGCAGUCCAGGCACGUGUCGAUAGUACCAUCCGCGAUGGGAGACGAAACAUCACUUACCUAGAGGAUAAAUUGCAAGAGUUGCAACUGCGCCAGCGCGGCACAUAUGAUGACGGCCCUCCUGCCCCUCCCGUGCAUGGCGGCAGCGGCGGUGGUGGCGGUGGCUAUCCAACAGCUGAUGGCCGCAGUCAGCGAGGCUAUCAAGCAGGAAACGCGCCUACUCCUCCUCCCAAAGACACCCGAGGCUACUUCGCCAACGAAAGAGGGGACUAUGGUGAUCCAGGACCAGGUGGUUACAGUCAGGGAAAUACCGGCAUGAUGCCACCGCGAGCCAUCUAUGGUGAUCCGCGACCCUACAACACUCCGGUUCCCAAACCGCGUCCCAAUUUCUCAAAACUAGACCUAAUCAAAUAUGAUACUCCAUACCUCGGUCCCAAAAUCCAGCUCAUGCUAUCGCAGCUCGAGUUCAAACUCUCGGUCGAAAAGCAGUACAAGGCAGGAAUCGAGAAAAUGGUGCGACUAUACCAGGAUGAGGGCGAUAGGAAGAGCAGAUCGGACGCCGAAGGCCGUCGCAUCGAAAGCACCCAAAAGAUCCAAUUAUUAAAACAAGCCCUGAAAAGAUACAUGGAUCUUCAUGUCGAUAUUGAGACCUCUGAUGGCGGCGAUGAUGACAGUCUGAACGCACCAAACAUGCGGAAACCAUUAACGGGUCAUCUGGAGAUGCGCAUUCAUGCGAUCAAAGAUGUUGAUCACGCGGCAUCCUCACGAUUCUCGAGAGGGCCCGAGACCUUUGUGAUCAUGAAGGUAGAGGACAACAUUCGCGCCAAAACUCGAGCUACCCGUACAGAUAAAUGGACAGAAGAGACUCACAACGUCGACAUCGACAAAGCCAAUGAAAUUGAAUUGACCGUCUAUGACAAAGCAGGUGACCGCCCAACCCCGAUUGGAUUCCUCUGGAUUCGCAUCUCGGAUAUCGCGGAAGAGAUGCGCCGUAAGAAGAUGGAAACUGAAUUUCAACAGAAUGGUUGGGUAUCAGCGGACAAGAUGGCCAACGGUGGCAGUCCGGGAAAACCUGGCUCUGAAUUUCACCAACAGCAACAACAGCAGCACCAGUUACAAGGCACCGCGUUUAUGCCACCUGGUGAUGCGGCUGGUGCCGGAUCCGCCGCCGGCUUUCCUCAAAAUCCUCAACAGGUUCAACCUGUAAUGAUCGACUCAUGGUUUUCGUUGGAACCGGCAGGUCGUAUUCAUCUCACCAUGAGUUUCCAGAAGCAGACAGGUGCGCGGCGUCCGUUCGACAUUGGCCUAAAUCGUCAAGGUGCUGUGCGCCAGAAGAAGGAAGUCGUUCACGAGAAACAAGGCCACAAAUUCGUCAAGCAACAGUUCUACAAUGUCAUGCGAUGUGCUUUGUGUGGGGACUUCCUCAAGUACUCGGCCGGCAUGCAAUGUGCAGAUUGCAAGUAUACUUGCCACACCAAAUGCUAUCCCAAGGUUGUCACGAAGUGUAUUAGUAAAGCGAACUAUGAGACCGAUCCGGACGAGGAGAAGAUCAAUCACCGAAUACCACAUCGCUUCGACAAUUUUUCGAAUAUUGGGGCCAACUGGUGCUGUCACUGCGGUUAUUUACUUCCGCUGGGUAGACGAAAUGCGAAGAAGUGCUCAGAAUGUGGUCUCACAUGCCACACGCAAUGCCAGCAUCUCGUGCCGGACUUCUGCGGCAUGUCAAUGAUCGUCGCCAACGAGAUUCUGGAAACCAUUCAGCGGACAAAGCACCACAAUAAGUCUUCAUCGGUCAGUUCCGGCAUGAGCAGCAGGACUUUGAGGCCGAACUCUGGCAGGCCAGGCCCUCAAUCACCAACUCAAAGCUUUGUCUCUGACGGAAGUACAUUGACACAAUCUGUAUCUAAUCAAUCAUACGAUCAACAUGCAGAGACUGCUAAGCCUUCUGCGGCGGCCACAGCUGCAGCUCAGAACAUGAUGUACAAUCAAACUCCGCCGCCGCAAUCUCCACAGCAACAACGACCAUUACAACAGAGAGCCGUUUCGACCGCUGCUGUCCAGGCUGCAGCUGCAGCGACCAGCCGGCCGUCCUCACAGAACUACCAUCAAAGCUUCAGCGACUACAGCCCUCAAAAGAUUGCGCCCGACCGGUAUGCCAACGCACGACCACCGGUUCCAGAAGCGCAGCCUCCUCACGCGUCUUAUGAUCCUCGUGCAUAUCAGCAGUAUGACCGACAGCCAAUCCAGCAGCAAAUGAUGCCACACCAACAACCUCAGCCAGCUAUGGUGCCACAGCAGAGGCCUCCUCCACAACAAGCUCAACAAACUUACUCCCCUGCUCCGGUCAAGCCGGCGCCUCAACAGCAACAACAGCAACAGCAGCAGCAAGUCGCUACACCUCCGUCCGGACGAGGCUCCGGUCCACGAAUUGGCCUCGACCAUUUCAACUUCCUGGCUGUGCUGGGUAAGGGUAACUUUGGUAAAGUCAUGCUUGCGGAGGCGAAGAGCUCCAAGAAGCUGUACGCAAUCAAGGUUCUUAAAAAGGAGUUCAUUAUUGAGAAUGACGAAGUCGAAUCAACCAAAUCCGAAAAGCGAGUCUUCUUGAUUGCCAACAAGGAGAGACAUCCUUUCUUGCUUAGUUUGCAUGCCUGUUUCCAGACAGAGACCAGAGUCUACUUUGUUAUGGAAUACAUCUCGGGCGGUGAUUUGAUGUUGCACAUCCAACGCGGCCAAUUCGGUCUCAAACGAGCUCAAUUCUAUGCUGCAGAAGUGUGCCUGGCUUUGAAAUACUUCCAUGAGAAUGGUGUCAUUUACCGAGAUCUUAAAUUGGACAACAUUAUGCUGACCUUGGACGGUCAUAUAAAGGUUGCCGACUAUGGUCUCUGCAAGGAAGACAUGUGGUAUGGUUCGACGACCUCGACGUUCUGUGGUACUCCAGAAUUCAUGGCUCCCGAGAUUCUUCUUGACAAGAAAUAUGGCCGAGCAGUUGAUUGGUGGGCGUUUGGUGUCCUGAUCUAUCAAAUGCUCCUUCAGCAGUCCCCAUUCAGAGGCGAGGACGAGGACGAAAUUUACGACGCUAUCCUCGCCGACGAGCCUCUAUACCCCAUUCAUAUGCCGCGCGACAGUGUGUCGAUCCUUCAAAAACUCCUAACGAGGGAGCCGGAAUUGCGUUUGGGUAGUGGGCCUGGUGACGCUCAAGAAGUUAUGAGCCAUGCCUUUUUUAAAGGCGUCAAUUGGGACGACAUUUAUCACAAGAGAGUACCGACACCUUUCAAGCCAACCGUUAAGAACGAGAAAGAUACCAGCAACUUUGACCAGGAGUUUACAAGUGUGACCCCGGUUUUGACUCCGGUGCAGAGCGUCCUCUCUCCCGCUCACCAAGAAGAGUUCAGAGGCUUUUCGUAUACAGCAGAUUUCAUCUAGGAGGAGAAUCAGUGUGACGAAACAACAACGAAAACAGUCGUCGUAUCGAGCUACGAUGGAGCUUGUGCCAGGGACGACGCUUGUAACGGCGGAUCCAAGUCGACUACCAGGGUGAAUCUGAAGAGUAGUUCAGAGAAAUUGGCAAACAACAGCGAUUCCACUGGAUCAUCGGAAUAUUUUGAUGCCGAGUGGGAGAUUGUCGAUAGAGCUGAAGAAGGUAAAAUGUCUGAUCAUGAGUCAUGAGUGAGGACGACGUUUUGUGUGAGAAGGAAAACGGGGAACAUAAUCGACGGGGGCCUUCUCGUACAAACAUGGCAUGCAAAAGACUGCGCAACAGGAGCUGGUAUGCAAUAUGGUCAUUCCUUUGGACAACGUAGCGUGUUGCAAGCCUUGACUGGACGACCAGGGAGGGUUCAGGACUAAGUCGGUAUUCUUGGCCCGGUAUGCACUUUGAGACGACAUGUCGCAUAUGAUCAUCUCCUGGGGAGGUUGGGAAGCAUUUCCUCUCACGAGUCGAGGGACAUUGGAUGGUUAGCCUGGGAUGAAGUUCGGGAAUGAAGAAGUUGAAAAGAAUUAUAGAAAGCAAAGGCGGCGACUUGUCGCCAAUGAUGAGCAUUGAAACUAAGCAUAAUUGAAACACAAGGUCCGACAGAGAGAGAGAGAGAAAGAGAGAGUCAAUAUUGGAUUUUUUUUGUUGAGGUGUCUGAAGACGAGAGUUUUUGUCCAAUGAUAUUUUCGGUAAACACCGUGACCAGAUCCAAGUCAAGCACCGCGAGAGCAGAAAGGUCCUCGAUAGUAAUACCUUGACGGUUUGAAGCAUCUACCUGUGGACCUCUGGCUAAGGUAGGUAGGCAUGG
Messenger RNA from Exophiala oligosperma, 5038 nucleotides. RefSeq lists its product as uncharacterized. The transcript has 4 exons. Gene Ontology annotation, molecular function: diacylglycerol-dependent serine/threonine kinase activity; ATP binding. The record is from RefSeq and is a predicted model, not a curated record. NCBI's taxonomy places the organism in Eukaryota, Fungi, Ascomycota, Eurotiomycetes, Chaetothyriales, Herpotrichiellaceae. The coding region runs from base 657 to 4181 and encodes 1174 amino acids. Gene Ontology annotation, biological process: protein phosphorylation; signal transduction; fungal-type cell wall biogenesis.